Molecule: messenger RNA, 1727 nt
Organism: Cherax quadricarinatus
Lineage: Eukaryota; Metazoa; Arthropoda; Malacostraca; Decapoda; Parastacidae
Gene: yip2
Product: yippee interacting protein 2
Cellular component (GO): mitochondrion
Molecular function (GO): acyltransferase activity, transferring groups other than amino-acyl groups
Source: RefSeq, a predicted model, not a curated record
AAAAAAUGAGAUUGAGAGAGAGGAAUCGGACGAGUGAACCGGUCAGCUGAGACUUGAGAAGGUUUUCUAGGUUUAUACUAAAUAUUUUUUAACUUUUUUCUUGCAUUCAGAAGUCUACCAGUCAACUUCAACAACCAGCGAGAUGGCUUCAUUAACCAGAGGUAUCUUCAUAGUUGGAGCCAAGCGUACGCCAUUUGGUACCUUUGGCGGGAAGUUGGGUAGUCACACACCGACAGACUUACAAGAAGUAGCAGCUAAGGCAGCCCUAACGGCUGCUAAUGUUAACCCUGAACAUGUUGAUUCUGUUGUUAUUGGCAAUGUUAUAGGGUGUGCACACACGGAUACCAUUUAUAUAUCACGACAUGUUGGACUUCGAUGUGGGAUACCCAUUCCCACUCCUGCACUCACUGUCAACAGACUCUGUGGAUCUGGAUUUCAGUCUGUGGUUAAUGGAGCACAUGACAUUCUGAUGGGAGACAGCAAGAUAGUGUUAACAGGAGGCACCGACAACAUGACCUUGGCUCCCUAUGCUGUCCGCAACAUUCGUUUUGGCACUCGAUUAGGAACUGAUCUUUCCAUGGAGGACACGCUUUGGGCAUCUCUCACUGAUGCACACACCAAGACUCCCAUGGGUGUGACGGCUGAAAACCUGGCUGCUAAAUACAACAUUACACGCCAAGAUGCUGAUAACUUUGCCCUGAAGAGUCAGCAGAAUUGGAAGAAUGGUCAGGACAGUGGACACUUCAGUGCAGAAAUAGCACCAGUUUCCAUCAAGACAAGAAAAGGCACUGAAGAAAUGACUGUUGACGAGCACCCUAAACCUCAGACAACAGCCGAGGGUCUGGCCAAACUACCCCCUGUGUUUAAGAAGAAUGGAACUGUGACUGCUGGAACUGCUUCAGGCAUCUGUGAUGGAGCUGGAGCUGUAGUACUGGCUUCAGAGGAAGCAUGCAAGGAGAACAACCUGAAGCCCUUGGCCCGUCUGGUAGGAUAUGCUGUGGCUGGUGUUGAUCCCAACAUCAUGGGCAUUGGCCCAGUACCUGCUAUUAGAAAGCUCCUUAAAGUGUCAGGGCUGGAGCUGAAGGAUAUUGGCAUGGUUGAAAUCAAUGAGGCAUUUGCACCUCAGACAAUUGCAUGCCAACGGGAAUUAGACUUGGAUCCUGCCAUUCUCAACAUGAAUGGUGGAGCCAUUGCAUUGGGCCAUCCACUGGGAGCUUCUGGUGCACGUAUCACUUCUCAUUUGGUUCAUGAGAUUAGGCGCCGUGGAAUCAAGUAUGGCAUUGGGUCAGCUUGCAUCGGUGGAGGUCAAGGCAUUGCUGUUCUGUUGGAGAGCCUUUAAACUAAUUCAUUGUGUGAUGGGAAUAAUAAUCCAUUUUUAUUCUUGACAAACUAACCUCUCAUGAGGGGUCUUUGGGGACUUGCUUAUGAGACCUUGCCAGUUAAUUUUUUUGGGUUGAAUUGCUGAAGAAGUUUUACUGUUUCAUCCAGAUUAUUAAACCUGUAUUGCAAAUGUAGCUAAAUAAAAACAUACUUGUUCUAUGUGAAUGUAAGAAAAGAUAAUAUAUUGCCAGAAAGCAUCAAACUGAUGAAUUGAAUGAUGAUUCUGACAGCAUUUUUUUUUUUUUAUUAAUGCACUAUCAAUGCAAUUUUGUAAAGAUUUGUAAAUUGUGUAGAUCUGGUUUAGUAUCCAGGAUACAAAUUUUUUUUUAUAAAUCUGUAAGUUGUUU